Microcebus murinus (gray mouse lemur) is the source of this 14259-nucleotide messenger RNA. The record is from RefSeq and is a predicted model, not a curated record. NCBI's taxonomy places the organism in Eukaryota, Metazoa, Chordata, Mammalia, Primates, Cheirogaleidae.
GAGAAGUGGAGGGCCUGAUGGCUUGAGCACAAAUCUGUUCCUUAGGGCACAGAUGGACUUGCUCCAGCGAGUUCUUUCUUAAUGCCCUGUGGUCUACCUUCAGCUGCAUUGUGGCAUAGUUAUCAAUACAGUCAUUUACAAAUAGAUGCUGAGCAUUUUCUGGGAUAUGGCCCUGGAUUCGAUGCAUGGAUGGAAAUGGAUUAAAGAAAAAAAGUCAAUUGUUUCGCCACUGAACACCUUCCAGGUCCCCAGCACCAAGCCUCACUCACAGGGGACACCAAGGAAGCAUAAGCUAUUGUCUCCUGACUCGGACUCCUCACUUGGACCCUGGCAGAGCAGAAUGGCAUGAGGCUGACCAGUCUGUGCCAGGGUCUUGCCCUCAUCCUGGUCCCUUGGAGAAGUAGCUGCACCUGUGUGCAGGAGGAGCUGGGCUAUUUGACAAGCGGGAAUCCUUUUUUCAUGUCCAGGGACAUGAUCACUGCUGUGGCACCUACCUGCGUGUGUGGCUUGAUCUGCUCAGUGUCUGCUCUGGGGCUCGUUCAGCGGUGGGAGCAUCCAUGGAAAUAGCCCAGUCAGGCAGAGCCAGAGCAGACUUAAAUGGUGGCAUCCUUUCAGCUGGCAGCCAGGAGACAGAGCCUUGAAUCAGCUUUAUAAUUUGAAAAUUGGUCUCUUUGCAUCGAGUGGUUAUUUUGUGUUAACAAAAGCCAUCAAGGACACAAUGCCGCCUGCCCUGCCUUCACGGCUCUACUCUGGAUUCAAAAUUAGAGAGCCAGAAAUGGAGGUUUUCCACUCCUGGGGUUCUUGGGUAGUUGUGCCACCUUGUUGUGGGCGACCCGGAGAUACAGAGUAUCAGGUCUGGGUGGGGAAACUGACUUAGAGAAGGGAGGUCCUGCUGGGUCGUGCAGUACAGCUUGCCUGGAGGCCAGCCCCAAGAGGCCACACCUGUCUCACUGUGUAUGGCUCUGUGUUCCCUGUGGCAGGGCCCUUGGUCAUGUCGCAGGGUAUAGGGAUGCUUGGAGCUGCCAGGACCAAAAUACUGAAGGUUGUUUUCUUGUCCUCUGGCUAGGGAGAGGUUGACAUUCCCUUUUUCCCCAUGGGCCUAUUCAUAUGAGCUUUCUCCAGAUGGUGUGCUCCAGAGAGGUCCUUGUGCUCUGGGAAUGGUUCACAAUAUAAAUAAGGUUCCAACUAUGGGAGCCCGCGCCCCGCUCAUGCCAACAUGAAUGCCAAUGCGGCCGCAGGACUGGCCCCUGAGCACAUCCCCACCCCGGGGGCGGCCCUGUCCUGGCAGGCAGCCAUCGACGCGGCCCGACAGGCCAAGCUGAUGGGCAGUGGUGGCAAUGCCACCGUCUCCACGAUCAGCUCCACACAGCGGAAGCGGCAGCAGUACGGAAAGCCCAAGAAGCAGGGCAGCACGACUGCCACACGCCCACCCCGGGCCCUGCUCUGCCUGACCCUGAAGAAUCCUAUCCGGAGGGCGUGCAUCAGCAUCGUGGAGUGGAAACCAUUUGAAAUAAUUAUUUUACUGACUAUUUUUGCCAAUUGUGUGGCCUUAGCGAUCUAUAUUCCCUUUCCAGAAGAUGAUUCCAACGCCACCAAUUCCAACCUGGAACGAGUGGAAUAUCUCUUUCUCAUAAUUUUUACUGUGGAAGCAUUUUUAAAAGUAAUAGCCUACGGACUUCUCUUUCACCCCAAUGCUUACCUCCGCAAUGGCUGGAAUUUACUAGAUUUUAUAAUUGUGGUUGUAGGGCUUUUUAGUGCAAUUUUAGAACAAGCAACCAAAGCAGACGGGGCCAAUGCUCUAGGAGGGAAGGGGGCUGGAUUUGAUGUGAAGGCGCUGAGGGCUUUCCGCGUGCUGCGCCCCUUGAGGCUGGUAUCUGGAGUGCCAAGUCUGCAGGUGGUCCUGAACUCCAUCAUCAAGGCCAUGGUCCCCCUGCUGCACAUCGCCCUGCUCGUGCUCUUCGUCAUCAUCAUCUACGCCAUCAUCGGCCUGGAGCUCUUCAUGGGCAAGAUGCACAAGACCUGCUACAACCAGGAGGGCAUCACAGAUGUCCCAGCAGAAGACGACCCUUCCCCUUGUGCAUUGGAGACCGGCCAUGGGCGGCAGUGCCAGAACGGCACGGUGUGCAGACCCGGCUGGGACGGGCCCAAGCAUGGCAUCACCAACUUCGACAACUUUGCCUUCGCCAUGCUGACGGUGUUCCAGUGCAUCACCAUGGAGGGCUGGACGGACGUGCUGUACUGGAUGCAGGACGCUAUGGGCUAUGAGUUACCCUGGGUGUACUUUGUCAGUCUGGUCAUCUUUGGAUCCUUUUUCGUUCUAAAUCUGGUUCUCGGUGUGUUGAGCGGAGAGUUUUCCAAAGAGAGGGAGAAGGCCAAGGCCCGGGGAGACUUCCAGAAGCUGCGGGAGAAGCAGCAGCUGGAAGAGGAUCUCAAAGGCUACCUGGACUGGAUCACCCAGGCAGAAGACAUCGACCCCGAGAACGAGGACGAAGGCAUGGAUGAGGAGAAGCCGCGAAACAUGAGCAUGCCCACCAGCGAGACCGAGUCUGUCAACACCGAGAACGUGGCUGGAGGCGACAUCGAGGGCGAGAACUGCGGGGCCAGGCUGGCCCACCGGAUCUCCAAAUCAAAGUUCAGCCGAUACUGGCGCCGAUGGAAUCGGUUCUGCAGAAGAAAGUGCCGUGCUGCAGUCAAGUCCAACGUCUUCUACUGGCUGGUGAUUUUCCUGGUCUUCCUGAACACACUCACCAUUGCCUCCGAGCACUACAACCAGCCCCACUGGCUGACGGAGGUCCAAGACACAGCCAACAAGGCCUUGCUGGCCCUGUUCACUGCGGAGAUGCUGCUGAAGAUGUACAGCCUGGGCCUGCAGGCCUACUUCGUGUCGCUCUUCAACCGCUUUGACUGCUUCAUCGUGUGCGGGGGCAUCCUGGAGACCAUACUGGUGGAGACCAAGGUCAUGUCUCCCUUGGGCAUCUCCGUGCUGAGAUGCGUCCGGCUGCUGAGGAUAUUUAAGAUCACAAGGUACUGGAAUUCCUUGAGCAACCUGGUGGCAUCCUUGCUCAACUCUGUGCGCUCCAUUGCCUCCCUGCUCCUUCUCCUCUUCCUCUUCAUCAUCAUCUUCUCCCUCCUGGGGAUGCAGCUCUUUGGAGGGAAGUUCAACUUUGAUGAGAUGCAGACCCGCAGAAGCACAUUUGACAACUUCCCCCAGUCCCUCCUCACUGUGUUUCAGAUCCUGACCGGGGAGGACUGGAAUUCGGUGAUGUAUGAUGGGAUCAUGGCUUAUGGCGGCCCCUCUUUUCCAGGGAUGUUAGUCUGUAUUUACUUCAUCAUCCUCUUCAUCUGUGGAAAUUAUAUCCUACUGAAUGUGUUCUUGGCCAUUGCUGUGGACAACCUGGCUGAUGCUGAGAGCCUCACAUCUGCCCAAAAGGAAGAGGAAGAAGAGAAGGAGAGGAAGAAGCUGGCCAGACCGGCCAGGACUGCCAGCCCAGAGAAGAAACAAGAGGUGGUGGAGCAGCCGGCCAUAGAGGAAGCCAAGGAGGAGAAGAUUGAGCUGAAAUCAAUUACGGCUGACGGAGAGUCUCCGCCCACCACCAAGAUCAACAUGGACGACCUCCAGCCCAGUGAAAAUGAGGAUAAGAGCCCCUACCCCAACCCAGAAACUGCAGAAGAGGAUGAGGAGGAGCCAGAGAUGCCUGUCGGCCCCCGUCCUCGACCGCUGUCUGAGCUGCACCUCAAGGAGAAGGCAGUGCCCAUGCCAGAAGCCAGCGCCUUCUUCAUCUUCAGCCCCAGCAACAGGUUUCGCCUCCAGUGCCACCGCAUCGUCAAUGACACGAUAUUCACCAACCUGAUCCUCUUCUUCAUCCUGCUCAGCAGCAUCUCCCUGGCCGCUGAGGACCCUGUCCAGCACACCUCCUUCAGGAACCACAUCCUAGGCAACGCAGACUAUGUCUUCACUGGCAUCUUCACCUUAGAGAUUAUCCUAAAGAUGACUGCUUACGGGGCCUUCCUGCACAAGGGCUCUUUCUGCCGGAACUACUUCAACAUCCUGGACUUGCUGGUGGUCAGCGUGUCCCUCAUCUCCUUUGGCAUACAGUCCAGCGCCAUCAACGUCGUGAAGAUCCUGCGAGUGCUGCGAGUGCUCAGGCCCCUGAGGGCCAUCAACAGGGCCAAGGGGCUAAAGCAUGUGGUCCAGUGUGUGUUUGUCGCCAUCCGGACCAUCGGGAACAUCGUGAUUGUCACCACACUGCUGCAGUUCAUGUUCGCCUGCAUUGGGGUCCAGCUCUUCAAGGGAAAGCUGUACACCUGCUCAGACAGCUCCAAGCAGACGGAGGCGGAAUGCAAGGGUAACUAUAUCACGUACAAGGACGGGGAGGUUGACCACCCCAUCAUCCAGCCCCGCAGCUGGGAGAACAGCAAGUUCGACUUCGACAAUGUCCUGGCAGCCAUGAUGGCCCUCUUCACGGUGUCAACCUUCGAGGGGUGGCCAGAGCUGCUGUACCGCUCCAUCGACUCGCACACAGAAGAUAAGGGCCCCAUCUACAACUACCGAGUGGAGAUCUCCAUCUUCUUCAUCAUCUACAUCAUCAUCAUCGCCUUCUUCAUGAUGAACAUCUUCGUUGGUUUCGUCAUCGUCACCUUCCAGGAGCAGGGCGAGCAGGAGUACAAGAACUGCGAGCUGGACAAGAACCAGCGACAGUGCGUGGAGUAUGCCCUCAAGGCCCGGCCCCUGCGGAGGUACAUCCCCAAGAACCAGCACCAGUACAAGGUGUGGUACGUGGUCAACUCCACCUACUUUGAGUACUUGAUGUUCGUCCUCAUCCUGCUCAACACCAUCUGCCUGGCCAUGCAGCACUACGGCCAGAGCUGCCUGUUCAAAAUCGCCAUGAACAUCCUCAACAUGCUUUUCACCGGCCUCUUCACCGUGGAGAUGAUCCUGAAGCUCAUUGCCUUCAAACCCAAGCACUAUUUCUGUGAUGCAUGGAAUACAUUUGACGCCUUGAUUGUUGUGGGUAGCAUUGUUGAUAUAGCAAUCACCGAGGUAAACCCAGCUGAACAUACCCAAUGCUCUCCCUCUAUGAACGCAGAGGAAAACUCCCGCAUCUCCAUCACCUUCUUCCGCCUGUUCCGGGUCAUGCGCCUGGUGAAGCUGCUGAGUCGAGGGGAGGGCAUCCGGACCCUGCUGUGGACCUUCAUCAAGUCCUUCCAGGCCCUGCCCUACGUGGCCCUGCUGAUUGUCAUGCUGUUCUUCAUCUACGCUGUGAUUGGCAUGCAGGUGUUUGGAAAAAUUGCCCUGAAUGACACCACAGAGAUCAACCGGAAUAACAACUUUCAGACCUUCCCUCAGGCUGUGCUGCUCCUCUUCAGGUGUGCCACCGGGGAGGCCUGGCAGGACAUCAUGCUGGCCUGCAUGCCAGGCAAGAAAUGUGCCCCGGAGUCCGAGCCCAGCAACAGCACAGAAGGUGAAGCUCCCUGCGGCAGCAGCUUUGCCGUCUUCUACUUCAUCAGCUUCUACAUGCUCUGUGCCUUCCUGAUCAUCAACCUCUUUGUAGCUGUCAUCAUGGACAACUUUGACUACCUGACAAGGGACUGGUCGAUCCUGGGUCCCCACCACCUGGAUGAAUUUAAAAGAAUCUGGGCAGAGUAUGACCCUGAAGCCAAGGGUCGUAUCAAACACCUAGAUGUGGUGACCCUGCUGCGGCGGAUUCAGCCCCCACUGGGCUUUGGGAAGCUGUGCCCUCACCGCGUGGCUUGCAAACGCCUGGUAUCCAUGAACAUGCCUCUGAACAGCGAUGGGACAGUCAUGUUCAAUGCCACCCUGUUUGCCCUGGUUAGGACAGCCCUGAGGAUCAAAACAGAAGGGAACCUAGAACAAGCCAACGAGGAGCUGCGUGCCAUCAUCAAGAAGAUCUGGAAGCGGACCAGCAUGAAGCUGCUGGACCAGGUGGUGCCCCCUGCAGGUGAUGAUGAGGUCACAGUUGGCAAGUUCUAUGCCACUUUCCUGAUCCAGGAGUACUUCCGGAAAUUCAAGAAGCGCAAAGAGCAAGGCCUUGUGGGCAAGCCCUCCCAGAGGAACGCCCUGUCCCUGCAGGCUGGCUUACGCACACUGCAUGACAUCGGGCCCGAGAUCCGCCGGGCCAUCUCUGGAGAUCUGACCGCUGAGGAAGAGCUGGACAAGGCCAUGAAAGAGGCCGUGUCUGCAGCUUCCGAAGACGACAUCUUCAGGAGGGCCGGUGGCCUGUUUGGCAACCACGUCAGCUACUACCAAAGCGACGGCCGGGGCGCCUUCCCUCAGACCUUCACCACCCAGCGCCCACUGCACAUCAACAAGGCGGGCAACAGCCAGGGUGACACCGAGUCACCCUCCCAUGAGAAACUGGUAGACUCCACCUUCACCCCCAGCAGCUACUCGUCCACUGGCUCCAACGCCAACAUCAACAAUGCCAACAACACCGCCCUGGGCCGCCUCCCCCGCCCUGCCGGCCACCCCAGCACCAUCAGCACCGUGGAGAGCCACGGGCCCCCCUUGUCCCCUGCCAUCCGGGUGCAGGAGGCAGCGUGGAAGUUCGGCGCCAAGAGGUGCCACUCCCGGGAGAGCCAGAUAGCCAUGGUGUGCUCAGAGGACUUGUCUCCCGACAGGACCUAUGACGUGAAGACGAGCGAAGACCUCGAGUCCUGCGGCGAGCCCAGCCUGCUCUCCGCAGAGAGGCUUUCCUACCAGGAUGAUGAAAAUCGACAGUUGACGCCCCCAGACGACAAGAGGGACAUCCGGCAGUCCCCGAAGAGGGGCUUCCUUCGCUCUGCCUCACUAGGUCGAAGGGCCUCCUUCCACCUGGAAUGUCUGAAACGACAGAAGAACCAAGGGGGAGACAUCUCUCAGAAGACAGUCCUGCCGCUACACCUGGUUCAUCAUCAGGCACUGGCAGUAGCUGGCCUGAGCCCCCUCCUCCAGAGAAGCCAUUCCCCCACCUCAGUCCCCAGGCCGUUUGCCACGCCCCCUGCCACCCCGGGCAGCCGUGGCUGGCCCCCACAGCCCAUCCCCACCCUGCGCCUGGAGGGGGCUGAGUCCAGCGAGAAGCUCAACAGCAGCUUCCCAUCCAUCCACUGCGGCUCCUGGGUUGAGGAGGCCGCUCCUGGUGGUGGGAGCAGCAGUGCCACCCGGAGGGCCCGGCCCGUCUCCCUCACAGUGCCCAGCCCAGCGGGGGCGCCGGGCAGGCAGUUCCACGGCAGUGCCAGCAGUCUGGUGGAAGCGGUCCUGAUUUCGGAAGGACUGGGGCAGUUCGCGCAGGACCCCAAGUUCCUCGAGGUGGCGACCCAGGAGCUGGCGGACGCCUGCGACCUGACGCUGGAGGAGAUGGAGAGCGCGGCCGACAACAUCCUCAGCGGGGGCGCGCGGCAGCGCCCCGACGGCGCCCUGGCGCCCUUCGCGAACUGCAGGGACGCGGGCCAGGCCCGGGCGGGCGCUGAGGGCGCCGAGGGCCGCGGCGCGCCGGGCGACGGGGAACUGCGCGGCGGCGGGCUGUGCGUCGGCGGCCUGUAGCCCGCGCCGGUGUCUCCGUGUCCCAUGGGUUCGUUUCAGAAGUGCCUCACUGUUCUCGUGACCUGGAGUUAACCGGAGCAGCGUCUCCUUCCACGUCUGUCGGGACAAGAGCAGAGCCGGCGCGGGCGGGCGGGCCGGCCCUCCUCGCCGCAUGCGCCCUGCCGAGCGGCGGCCCGCGGGAAGGACCGACGUCCCGCGGCCGUCUUUCACCCCGGCUUGGAAAACAUCACUCGCGCACCUUCCUAGCCUCGCCGUCUCCACGGAGCGGGCCCUGCGCCCUGGGCGCGGCGCGGGGAGCAGGGGCCCCGCAGGGCCGCCGCGCACUCCAGGCCGGCGGGCGGCGGGCGAGAGCUGGCGCCGCCCCGGGGAAGGGCCCGGCUCUCCACGACAGACGAGGUGGUGCUGAGCUUCUGUUGAGCGCUCUUUGGUUUGGUUUGACACUUUUCUUGACAGCAUGUUGCGGUUUUAAUUUUUUUGUGUGGUUUUUUGAUUUUUGUUUUUUUAAUUUUGUUUUCCCAGGGGGAGGAGAGGAAGAGGAGUAUUUACAAAGUCCUGUAGCCACCCAACCUCACUGUUUUCACUUUCCAAAUGCAAGUCAGUUUUGGUUUUACUGUAUUAUUUAAACGGUUGUGGUUUCCUUUUUCCAUGGAGGGGUCAAUAGGAGCCGUUAUAGGAAAGUUUUACCAGCCAUUGUGUAUGCUCAAUAAUUUGUUAUCAUUUCCUUAGGUAGUAGCCGUUUUUUCUGGUUUGGUUUGGUUUUGUAAUUUAAAGGUUCAGCAGUGCAGUUGAUACGCUCUUGCACGCAUGGGUGGUUGGGCUCGCUUCCUUGCCUUGCUGCGUGUACAGGUGGGUGCAGGAGAGAGCGCGAGACUCCGCGAGCACGUGUGGCCAGCGGGUUGUCCGUGCAUAUGUCCUGCGUGUGCACAGCACCCACACUGUGUGCCUGUGCACACCAACCAGUGUGCAUUCCCCUUUCUGGCUUAACUGCGGGGAGAUCCGAAUCUGGGGCCAUUUGAAAGCAAAAACAAACCACUGUCUCUGCUUCUGAAACGGGAAUCAGUAACUCUUUGCAUUUUCUGUCCCACAAGAUAUGCAAAAACAAUGCAAUAAUAUUCACUUUAAAAAUAUAAUUGUGAGUUGUGUUGGCAUUAAAACUGUAUUUAAGAAAACAGAAAUUUAAGGGAAAAACUCAAGAAAGCAUUUUGCUUCGAUAUAUUCCGUGUAAUGUUUUAUUGCAUUGAUAAUGUUUCUGUUGAAGAAACUGUUAUACUUGAAUUCAGGUCAGUUUCAGUAUUUUUCAAAUAUUUUUUUAAAACUGAAUUGCAAUUGUGCCAAGCGAAUAUAACGAAUUGAAUUAAGUUUGUUUUUGAAUUUCACUUCUUGUAUAUUUUGCUGCAUGUAAAGUAAAUCAUUUUGUAUUUGGAGUGUGACAAGCUUUACCUUUGACCUCUUAAGUGCUUUUCUAUAUGUGGUUGGGGGAAAGGGAAUGAUUUUUCUUUUAAUUUGUAGUGAUGAGCAAAAGUUCCACCAGUGUAAGUCAUGACUCCACAAACAGGUUUGGACAUUACUGUUUUGCAUAUCUUGUGUUUGCUUCCGUCCCCUCAGUUUUUCCAUAAUCAUCUGAUAGGUAUAUUCGUACCACAUUCUGCUUGAGAGACCAGGGCAUAUUUUACUGCAGUCUUUACUCCAUCCGUUCUGCUCUGGCUCUCCAAUUUGGUACUUCCCCAGGGAGAGCCCUUCACCGUGAGGGGUAGUAAGGCAUUCUGUCCAGCCUCCCUGUCACCAGCUGGUGGCAGUGCCCCCCACGGCAGCGGUGGCUGACUAUCCAUUGACUCCCAGGCACAGGCUUUUCUCACUGGUUUCCUCAGGAAAGUGUACACCGACCGGGAGGAUGAGAUUUAAGUUGGGCUGGUUCUGACAGCUGCUCUACCUAAACACAGACAGCAAGGGCUUGAGAAAGGCAGGCGGCUGAAACCUUGGUCCAUCUGAGCAUCACCUCUGCCACUCUCAUCCUCCGUCCCCAUCCCUUCCUCACUCUAGAGCAGACCUGCCCUGGUGUGUGUGGCCGCAGCGGGGUGGACAGGACAAGGGCAGAAGUGUCUGGAGGUCACCUUGGUGGUAGAAACAGAUUUUGUGGGGUUGUUUGCAACUGUCUGUGUGUGCCUGUUUGCAACUACCUAGAACAUCACCCUGUUGGUGCUGUGUCCUUCAAAUACAUUUCAACAGUGAUGGCUGAGAAGGAGCCACUUUGGGGGAAAUGGGACCCAGCCAUUCACCCAGAGCUUACCACUUGAAUCUCUUCCAGUCCCAGGGCUUCCUCGCCCCUCUUGUCACUUAUGUGAGCAAGCUAGAAAUUAAAGUAGGGGACAGUCCAUUCCUCAGUGACAGUGAGUUCUUUCAUGAAGAGAUUCAUGAAAAUGUGAACAAAUGUGUCGGAUACUCCCAGGUAAAUGCAGAGUCUAGAAACAGUUUCUUCAUGGUUCUCCAAGCCCAACCCAUCUAGACUUUCUUGGCCCAUUCUCAGUGUCAUCAGGUCUUCUAGAAAUUGACUUUAGGUUUCAUCCUUUGUCCAGUUUCCCUGAAUUUCUGCCACUGUGCUGCUAAGAUUCCAGGUACGAUGGACAGGGAGCCCUUUUGAACUGAUCCCUGGCUCUUGCUGUACAUUUGGCUUCUAGAUACAAAUGUGGAGUUUUGAUUGCACACAUACUCUCUCAGCCUUUCUGCCUUCUGUUUUCCCUUCGAACUUUUCAUCUGCAUCACCAGAUCUCACUGUCCAGUGGCCAGUGGUGUGGGCCACAAGCCAGGUUCAGGCCAGCUAUCCCAGGGUCCUGCCUGGCCAGCAUGGUCCCCUCACACCCACAGACUCCUUCUCCUCUGCAGACUCUGGCAAGCGAACCAGAGUAGCCGUCCUCCCCGCACCCUACAAACAUGGUGUCAGCCGCGACAAGGACACCUUGCCCUGUGCUGCUGCGAAGGAAGGAGGCGUGGGUGCGAGCUCCCUGUCCAGGGCAGUGGGUCUUUCCUAGCCUGACCUCCUGAUAGACGAGUGUAAGAUUCAUGUGUGAUGCCUGUCAUUGUGACACAUUGGUACAAUGAGUCAUCAAACUCGUGAACCACAUCCACAAUGCACUAAGUGAUGUCCACUCUCCACCUAAAAUGGAAUCUCACCUGUGGUGCUGUAAGACAUAGUUGUCAAAUCUUCAAUAGCUCUCCUGACAACCCGAGUGGCAAGAGAAAACAGCCAGUGGCUAAGGACCAAAAGGACUUGAAGAAAUGCAAUUCAGGGUCUGCAAUUUGGUGAACUUAAUUAUUAUUUGUCCUCUGACCAGCCCUGCCUCUUUUAUUUCCACACCUUGGUCAUGUAAUAUUUAUUCAUGUGCAUGGCCACAUUGAGCAGAAAGAUCUCUAGCUGUCUGCUUUCUGCCUGUUCCUAGAAGGUUCUUUUGGUCUUGUGGUAAAAAGAGGAGACUUUUUCCCAGGAUUUGGGUUGAUUCAUAAAUUUUUCCCUGCUUUGAUUCCAAAGCUAUUAGUUAUAGCUCCCUUCUGUCUUCUUAACCCAGUAGGCUUCUCUCUGGCUGGGAAAUCCAGUCAAAGGAACAGCUAUUCUCUCAUCCUCCCAUUUCCCUGGUUCCAAAUUUCAGGUGUUUGUCUAGAGUGAAAUUGCCAAUCACUUCCUCCCAGGCACCCUCCAUCCAGAACCCUCCUGGCCACGCAGCUGAAGGUAGUAAGGUGACCCCAGGAGGGGUCCACACCAAAGUUAAUAUCUUUUUGAGAAAUGAGAACACUCUGAAAAUGAGGAGUUUGGAAGUGAUCAAAAGGAUGAUGGUGGCUUUACAGAGGCUAGUUGACACAUGUCCAUCACUCGUAAAAGCAAAGAAAUAGAACAGGAAUUUAGAUUAGGGAUAGAGUAGAACCCUAGUAAUCAUGGUUUUUAGCCUCAUCAAACCAUAAUGGUAAAUGUUGUAAAAGAGGGUGAUGGCAUCUCCAUCCCCACAGGCCUCGAAUAACUGAAACACUAUUGUCAGGAGUUAGCAAUAAUUUGGCAAAGAGGCCAAGAAAAGGGCUGUCUGGCUUCCAGAAGACCUCUUUAAGCCCCAUGAGAGUCAAAAACUUGCUGUGAGAGUCUUGGCUUAUUCUGUUUUCCAAAGGGGACGUGGCUCUGGGAGAAUGUCAGCGCAGAGAGGCCUGGAGGGUAAGCAAGGGCGUGUUUUGACUCUGUAGGUGUCUGUUCUGUUCUAUGGAAAGACAGAUUCAGCUCAACCACCCGCAGCACGGCAGAGUGGCUGAUGCCCCAAGGAUCUACUUGGGAAGAUGAGAAAAACCUUUCAAUCUGGUGGUGUUUUCCCAGCCAAAGCCCCCACCUGGAAGGGCGUGGCAGGAGGUGGAGCCCUAACUGGCCACAGCGCGGCUGUGCUCACCCAGGUCCUGUUCUCCAGCCACUGUGUCUUAAGGAGCUGAAGGGGGAAGAUGAGAGGAAGGGGUGUCCUGCCAUUAUCGGGGACAGGGGCAUCUUCCCCCCAGGCAGACCUCCUUCUCCUGCUCCCCUCCCCCAGCCCUUCAAGAGGCCAGCUCGGUGCAAGGAGUCCCAUGUGCAGAUGCUGACAUAGUUUCUUUGUGAAGGCAUUUCUGGUUUUAACUUUAUUUAUGUAUUUAUUUUUAUUUCGAAGCAAUGAAAUGUUGCUUUACGGAGUCAGAUACCAAUAUACCAGGUAAAUGGGUUUCUGCCAGGUUUCUGCAUUGUUGGGGAGACACUUGAACAGCCCCCCACACCUCCACACACACACCCUUAGGGCCCGAGGGCUGGGGCUGAGCUCUAGGUAAGGGUGAGCUCUGUGCAGAGGACACAGAGAGAGAACCAGUGACCUCCUUGGGUGGAAACAGUGCCAUCGGAGCCAUUAUUAUUAUGAAGUAAAUAUUUGUUUACACUGAGAAAAUACUACUGCAACUAAAAUCAGCGCUUUUUCCUCAGAUGACUUUAAGAGGAUGGUCCACAGCACAUGAAGUGGUGAAGACCCUCGGUCUCUCCGCUGUGUCAGAGAAGGCUUCAGUCAGCCUCCAAAGGGUACUGGAGGUCGCAGCUGAACUCCUCAAGCACAACGAACUGGUUCGACACAGAGUAGAGUCAGAGUUGGGAUUUUCCAUGAACAUUCCCUCAAGUCUCUACUAACAAUAGGAAGACAAAGACUAGCUAAACAAGACAAAGACUAGCUAAAUAAACAACAGUUUGAAAUGUUAUACCUCCACUACUGGCCACUUCACAGGUGCACCCCCCUUUGUGGGGCAUCCUGUGCACGUCAAUUUUCAGAAUCUAAAUAAUUUGACUUUGUAGGGCUCCCACAAAGGGGAACAUGCCUUCACCUGGCAUAAAUCAAACAUGUACUGCAAAUUUGCCAUCUAAAAAUCACUCAUGCACCUAAAACCAAGGUCAUUAUCAGAGAAAGCUCUGGGUGGAAGAGGUUGCAGGUAUUAAGAGAGGGUAAUUUCUGGGUGAGGAAAUUCAGACAUGGACAGAGUGGCUCUUGGGGCUGCGUGAGCCCAGAGCCUCACUUACCGGUUUGUGAGUGGGGCGCGCCAGGAGCAGUGGCAGGCCCUGGGUGAGGGGCGGUUCACUUGCUGAGGGAACCUGAGGGCUGCAGGCUCCAAACUGCCUUGAUGACGUCCCUCCCGAGCCCUUAGCCAGGGGAAGGGAGAAGAGAAGGCUCUUUCCUGUAGAGUCGCAGGAGGAACAAAAGAGCACAGGUCACUGGGUCCUGUACCAAGCCCCCAACCCCGAGACUUCCCACAUGGAGAAACCAUACCAAUGUUUGAAAGGGAAAAUAAAACCUGAGAAUCAAGGGCAUAUGAUUUGUAAACACACAGUGCUGCAGAGAGCUUCUUCAGAAGGCAUCCAGCCACCCAAGGCUGUGGGCACGCUCCACUUUCACACGUCACACCACCCAGCACCCCUGCCCCCAGCCCCAACCGAGACUCCCCGCGGCGACCUCGCCACAGACGCCGCUGCCCUCUGCGUCCCGCCUGCCACAGCGCACGCUCUCCCCCGAGCCCUGGGACCAGCCUUGGCCCACACGGCCCACGGCAAGCCGAGGGGUGAGCAGGUGGGGCAGGUGUGCGAUGGCAGUGGGCAGGCACGGCUGUGGGACACGCACACACAGCCCGUUAAGAGACGGCGCGCGACUGAUCCCCGCUGGAAGCACUGGACUGUCUGUUACUCUCACAACACGCUGUUUUGUUUUAGCACGCCACAAUUAACAAGCAAAACUUUCCUCCACACAAAAGGCUCCUAACAAAGCUCCUCCAUCCUCCUCCCUUCAUGUCCCACUGCUUAGACACACCUUCACCCCCGAACCACUCUGUGUCCUGCCUGUUACAGAGGUGCAGAAGACGGACAGUGCCUCCGUUGUCACACACCUGCACACCCCACACCUCCCCUCCAGGCUCCACGACUUCACAGUCUUACUGUUGUAAAUACUGGUGUACAGUUUGUAAUCGUCGGAUAAUCCCGUCGUCAAAGGCCUCGCCUGCUGCGCCUUCUCACCCUCGAGAAAGGCCAGGGGAUCUAGAAGGGGCAACCUUUCGAGGAGAGCUUCAGGGUCAUCUCUGUGUGAGACACUAUUGUAUAUUCCUGUAAGAUUGCAUUUUUAUCCAAGGAAUGAUGUUAUUUAAAAAACAAACAAAAAAUACAAAAAACAAGAAUUGCAAAUAAAUUUCUUAACAAUGUC